AGAAUAAUUUCUUAUUAUAAGUAACUGAAAUAAUAAAGAAAUAAAUUGAAUACAAAGACGAAAUGUAUAGAAAGCCAAUUAGUGCUUUAAAUGGCAAGGAGAACCAUUUGCAGGCGAUAAAACCGCUUCCUCCGCCACCACAGAAACAGCAUAAUUCGAAAAAUACUUUAAACGAAAAUAUGAAAGGCGUAUCCCCAAUUGCUAUGCCAAGACCAAUGCCUUCCAAUAGAGCUGGAAAUUUGUUAGGAGGUCUACCUGCUUCAAGAACAACUCAAGUUACAUCUACAGCUGUCACGCAGAAGAAAUUAUUAACAAACAACAAUUCUGUUCGCACAAUAACAGGACCUUUGGUAUCAUCGACCACGAAACACAUAAGCCAACAAGCCGUUGCACCUACAACUACAGUAUCCAUGACAAAACCUAGUGUCUCUGUCGUUUCAACUUCAUCUAGCAAUAAGGUUGCAAGUAAUCAAACAGAAAAAGAAAAAUCCAAUUUCGAACCAAAUGCAAACUCAACAGAAGUACCACCGAAAACAGUUACUAAAGUAGAAGACAAAGAUUCGAAAGAUGAAUCAAAUAAAGCUGAAAACGAAAAGACUGGUGAGUGUAACAAAAAGGAAAAGAAAUCGUGGUCAUUGAGCAAUUUCGAUAUUGGAAGACCACUUGGACGAGGCAAAUUCGGUAAUGUAUAUCUUGCACGCGAAAAAGAAUCAAAAUUUGUGGUUGCACUCAAAGUGUUAUUUAAAAAGCAGAUACACGAGUCAAACGUAGAACAUCAAGUAAGGCGGGAAAUUGAAAUACAAUCACAUUUAAGACACCCUCACAUACUGCGUUUAUACGGUUAUUUUCACGAUGAUGCACGCAUUUAUCUUAUAUUAGAAUACGCGCCCAAGGGAACACUUUUCAAAGAAUUACAAUCACAGCCAUUGAAACGCUUUAACGAACCGACCUCCGCAAUUUAUAUACGCUCUCUAGCAUCUGCAUUGCAGUAUCUGCAUGAGCGUGAUGUUAUACAUCGCGAUAUUAAGCCGGAAAAUUUAUUGUUGGGACAUAAAGGAGAUUUGAAAAUAGCAGAUUUUGGAUGGUCAGUGCACGAACCGAACUCCAUGCGCACAACAUUAUGCGGCACACUUGAUUAUUUGCCACCUGAAAUGGUGCAAGGCAAGCCACAUACUAAAAAUGUAGAUCUUUGGAGCUUAGGAGUUCUAUGUUACGAACUUAUUGUGGGCCGUGCGCCAUUUCUUGCUACUGACUAUGACGAGACAUAUAAAAAAAUCAUUAAAGUUGAUUACAAAUUACCGGAAUUUGUUUCACGUGCAGCAGCACAUUUUAUUUCUAAGCUUCUGGUGUUAAAUCCUCAACAACGCCUUCCGUUGGAUCAAGUAUUUCUACAUCCUUGGGUUGCCGCACACAUUAAAUAACAACUAUACAUACGACAUAAAUCAAUUUUUCAUAUUUAUUUAUAUCAUUUAACAUACAUAACGAAAGGAUAGCAAGUAUGAUAAUUUGGAAAUAUAAAAGUUUCUUAUUCUGAGAAAA
This is a messenger RNA of Bactrocera tryoni, 1539 nucleotides long. It is a transcript of the gene aurA, whose product is annotated as aurora kinase C. Gene Ontology annotation, molecular function: protein kinase activity; ATP binding. The transcript is spliced from 2 exons. Gene Ontology annotation, cellular component: spindle midzone; spindle pole centrosome; spindle microtubule. Bases 63 to 1421 code for a protein of 452 amino acids. Gene Ontology annotation, biological process: protein phosphorylation; regulation of cytokinesis; mitotic spindle organization. Lineage: Eukaryota; Metazoa; Arthropoda; Insecta; Diptera; Tephritidae. The record is from RefSeq and is a predicted model, not a curated record.